AAUUUGUGCUUCCCAAAAUCCCUGAGAGCAAUGGAAAAUAUGGAAUGGAGCCUCUGUUGUCGGGAAAUUAGGGCUUGAAUUUCUUCUGCAAUAUUUGGCGUUUCCAUUCGAGAAUAGUUGAACCACCUUGCAAACAAGCCUCUGGGUUGAAAUGGACGCGGCUCGGCCUCAAGAACGGUAUCAAUCCGAGAUCAACUGGGACAAGCUUGAUAAACCUAAGUUCUAUGUCGUAGGAGCUGGGAUCUUUACUGGGAUUACAGUUGCACUUUAUCCCAUUUCAGUUGUCAAGACAAGAUUGCAGGUAGCUGACCAUUACUCCCAAGAAAAGAAUGCAUUUUCUGUGUUGAGAGGAAUUUUUAAAACGGACGGGAUUCCAGGUUUGUAUCGAGGAUUCGGCACUGUCAUUACCGGCGCAAUUCCUGCCAGAAUUAUAUUUCUCACGGCGUUGGAGACAACAAAAGUGGCCGCUUUUCGGGCGGUUGAGCCGUUCAAGUUUUCUGAACCUACACAGGCAGCCAUAGCAAAUGGUGUUGGUGGCAUGCUGGCUUCGCUCUGUGCACAGUCUGUGUUCGUUCCAAUUGAUGUGGUUAGCCAAAGGUUAAUGGUGCAAGGGUAUUCAGGCCAUGCCAGCUACAACGGGGGCUUAGAUGUCGUUAGGAAAGUAUUGAAAUCUGAAGGGGUUCGUGGAUUGUAUAGAGGAUUUGGUCUCUCUAUUUUAACCUAUUCCCCAUCAAGUGCAGUAUGGUGGGCUAGCUAUGGUUCUAGCCAGCGCUUCAUUUGGAGUCUCUUAGGGCAUGGGACUGAGAAGGGUCAACCUGCUCCUAGCCAGGGAAGGAUAGUGUCAGUUCAAGCUGCUGGUGGAAUUAUUGCAGGUGUUACGGCAUCUUGUAUCACUACUCCACUGGACACCAUUAAAACACGUUUACAGGUGAUGGGGCAUGAGGUUAAGAGACCUAAUGCAAGACAAGUAGUUAAACAUUUGAUUGCAGAAGAGGGCUGGACUGGACUUUACAGAGGCCUUGGCCCAAGAUUUGUCAGCAUGUCGGCCUGGGGUACCUCUAUGAUACUCGCCUAUGAAUAUCUCAAACGUUUAUGCGCAAAGGAGUGAUGAGGUUCAAGGACAACACAGUACUUUGCCUUGAUUGUGGGUCCCAUCUUUGGAGCCGGAAAACACACGGUCAGAGGUAUUUGUGAAAUGCUUUAUUUGGUUCCUUCAUAUAUUCUUUUUCCCAAGUCAGUUGACAGUCGUCUGUUGUUUGUCUUGGAAGAAUCUAUUGGUUUUUUUUUUUAAAUGCUUGGGAAAUGCAUAUGACAAGUCAUUUGACUUUCCACAACACAUCUGCAAUAUAAAAUUUUGUAAAUUGCUAUUUGUUGCAUUGUUACUUUGUUAGUUCACAAAAUGGGAAUUUUAGGCAUUUGAGAUAAGGUCUUCUUCUGCUUAUU
Cuscuta campestris is the source of this 1443-nucleotide messenger RNA. NCBI's taxonomy places the organism in Eukaryota, Viridiplantae, Streptophyta, Magnoliopsida, Solanales, Convolvulaceae. The record is from the annotation of a GenBank genome assembly.